Molecule: messenger RNA, 570 nt
Organism: Peronospora matthiolae
Lineage: Eukaryota; Oomycota; Peronosporomycetes; Peronosporales; Peronosporaceae
Source: the annotation of a GenBank genome assembly
AUGUUUCUGUCUCCGGAUCGCGACCUGUCACCCGGUUCGCCCGAUCACGGAGGACACACUCCAACGGUCCCAGAUCGGCCUGGAUCUCCACGUCAUCUAGGUCCAGCCGGAUCGCCAACGAUCGCCACGGGAUCGCCAGAUCGACGACCGACUAGACCCUCGUUUCCAGCCCGGGACCUGCCGUCUGGAUCGCCGGAUCGCGGGUGGUAUGCUCCUAUCGUCCCAGAUCAACAUGAGUCUCUCAGUAAUCCCAGAUCGGUCGGAUCGCUCUCGACCGACGCGGAAUUAUCAGAUCGUUCUUCCGAGCCAUUCCCGCUUCCCACUCCUCCGGCGGCCCCAGAUGCGUCCAGAUCCGACGUCCCGGCCGCUAAUGAAUCUCGUGAAAGGUCUGCUCCAGCUGUGGGCAUCACCGGCUUCGUUCCCAGAGUUUCUGCCGACGACGUUCGUCUUACGUUGGCUACGAUCUCUUAUAUAUGGGAUCGAGAGGCUACCAUCUGCAGCCAAGCCGACACCAUUCAUGCGCUUCAGCAGUCAUACCGAGAUCCGGUCGCCCGGGAGGAUCGCUUGUAA